Neoarius graeffei (lesser salmon catfish) is the source of this 2142-nucleotide messenger RNA. It is a transcript of the gene dctn5, whose product is annotated as dynactin 5. The transcript has 6 exons. Bases 89 to 637 code for a protein of 182 amino acids. NCBI's taxonomy places the organism in Eukaryota, Metazoa, Chordata, Actinopteri, Siluriformes, Ariidae. The record is from RefSeq and is a predicted model, not a curated record.
GACUUGUUGGAAUCCAGACGUGAACGAAGAGCUAACGCCCAAGCUGAAUAAAAUAAUUGCUGCUGUAAACGGGAGCGGUUUUGCAGGAAUGGAGCUGAGUGAAAUUUUAUACAACAAGGCCGAAUAUAUUGAGACAGCGUCGGGCAAUAAAGUGAGCAGGCAGUCAGUUCUGUGUGGGAGCCAGAACAUCGUCCUGAAUGGAAAAACCAUAGUGAUGAACGACUGCAUCAUCAGAGGAGAUCUGGCUAACGUCAGAGUCGGCAGGCACUGCGUCAUCAAGAGCAGGAGCGUGAUCCGGCCGCCGUUUAAAAAGUUCAGCAAAGGGGUGGCUUUCUUCCCCUUGCACAUCGGCGAUCACGUGUUCAUCGAGGAGGACUGUAUCGUAAACGCAGCUCAGAUCGGCUCAUACGUUCACAUCGGGAAAAACUGCGUCAUCGGUCGGCGAUGUGUGCUGAAGGACUGCUGUAAGAUCCUGGAUAACACGGUCCUGCCUCCUGAGACAGUCGUUCCUCCAUUUACAGUGUUCUCUGGAUGUCCAGGUUUAUUUACCGGAGAGCUGCCAGAGUGCACACAGGAGCUGAUGAUCGACGUGACCAAGAGCUAUUAUCAGAAAUUCCUUCCACUGAGCCAAAUCUAACCACCAGCGAUCAUCAUCUUCAACUCGGACUCUUUAUCCGUCACCGUCUCCUCCCUUCGCUGAAACACGAAGGGUGUUUGCGACGAUGUCCAUCUCAAUGUUUGUCUUUAGUCUCACUCCAUGAACUCUGCGGUUUAUGUUUAUACAUGUACGUGUUGAAGGAACAGGUUGCAGAAGGAGAUUGAUCGUUUCCCUGAGUAGGGUGUGCUCGGCCUCGCCAGAUCAAAGUCAUAAGGGGCCCGAAGUCGAUUUUUUUUUUUUCUUUAAUGAAAGUUUGUAUUUAUUGUGUAGCAUGAAAUGUUUCUCCGUGCAAACACACUCUCUGCUUGUAACAAAUAUCAAACGACUUGUAUGAUUUUUUGAAACGAAGCCGACUUGUCAAGAGUACGGAAGCCGAGAGCGGCCCUUCAUAUAAUCCUUUUAUUUUAUUCACCUUGUUAUCCCGAGAUAACGACAUAAUUAAUUCAGGAUCUCGAGAAAACAACACAACUAAUUCGAGAUCUCGAGAAAACAAAACAGUUAUUUCAUGAUCUUGAGUAAACAGCUGAGAAAUGGUUCAUUCAGGUGCGCCAAGAGACUUGUGAUAUGCUGACUUUGGGGCUAUUUCUCAUUCCGUAUAGACGCAACUUUGGUCAUUAGAAUGUCUGGAACAAUCGAUCACCUAAUAAGGCAAUAUUUUGAUCAGGGGUUGACACAGGGAGAGAUUGCAUUAAGUCUUUUAAUAAGGGAUAAUUUCAAAAUUAGUCCGCGGCACCUCCGCAGAAGACUGGCCCUCUCUCUCAAGGCAUCGUAAAAAGCCAUUUCUGCUCUGUUAGAUGUCCGCCAAUUUCUAAGUCUUCGUUGUGUGACCCACAGGGGGCGCAGCUCUGCUAGAAAUCUCAGCUGUUUUUUCGAGAUCACGGAAUAAUUGUCUUGUUUUCUCGAGAUCCUGAAUUAAUUAUGUCGUUAUCUCGGGAUAACAAGGCGAAUAAAAAAGAUUAUAUGAAGGGCCUCUCGCGGCUUCCGUACAAGAGACUAUUUCUUCGUGACGUACAUCGUUUAACCAUUGUGUGUGUUAAUUGUUUACCAGUUUGUCAGUAACCCAUGGGUGGAUCAGUGAAAUUUAUUAGCUCAUCCACAAGACAAGUAAAAGCUCCAGUGAUACCCAGUUCCUGUUUUGGUUGCCUGGAAAGCAAUAGAUAACAUUAUUUAAAAAAAUAAAAUAAAAUGCUGCAGUCGUAGUUUGGAAUGGCGCCACCUAACUGAAGGGUGAUGUAUAGCCACCUCCUCAAACAGCCAUAUUGCUUUGACAGACAUCAUUCCCUAAACUUGGAGUUGAGAUCAUCCUGAGUUCUCAAGUAAGAAUUCCAAGUUGAUGAUUUUUUUUUUUUUUUUUUUUCCUGGUUGGAGGUUGGAAAUUACGAGUUACAACUUGUAGUCAAAUACCGCAUACCCUAUUGUGAAGUAGUUGGCUGGUUAAGUGGAUCAAUUCAGACUAAAGGAAAUAAACAAGUGUAUAUCAUCGA